Molecule: messenger RNA, 3051 nt
Organism: Columba livia (rock pigeon)
Lineage: Eukaryota; Metazoa; Chordata; Aves; Columbiformes; Columbidae
Gene: SLC71A2
Product: major facilitator superfamily domain containing 14B
Exons: 12
Coding region: 126-1679 (517 amino acids)
Biological process (GO): transmembrane transport
Cellular component (GO): membrane
Molecular function (GO): transmembrane transporter activity
Source: RefSeq, a predicted model, not a curated record
GCCCCGCCCAGGCGGCGCGGCGGAGGCGGUGGCUGCGGGGGGGAGUGAGAGUUUGGCCCCCGCCCGCCCGGCCCGCACCCGCUGCUCCUCCGGCCUGGCCUCUCCGGGAGGAUGGUGGGAGCGAGAUGAGCCCCGAGCCGGAGCCGCCGCCAGCCCCGGCUCGGGAGGAAGAGGAGGAGGAGACGGCGGCGGCACCACCACCACCACCACCGAGGGAGGGCGGCGGCGCCGCCGCCAGGCGGGGCGGCUGCAUCAUGCUGGUGAAGAGGGUCGGCGCGAAGGUGGGCGGCGGCGGCGCGCAACAAAGUAUUGGUCGGCCAAGCGUAUACCAUGCGGUGGUGGUCAUAUUCCUAGAAUUCUUUGCCUGGGGGCUCUUAACAACUCCAAUGCUAACGGUCUUACAUGAAACAUUCUCCCAUCACACAUUUUUAAUGAAUGGUCUUAUCCAAGGUGUUAAGGGUUUUUUGUCAUUUCUCAGUGCUCCGCUAAUUGGUGCUCUAUCAGAUGCAUGGGGAAGAAAAUAUUUCCUUCUUCUUACAGUCUUCUUCACUUGUGCCCCAAUUCCAUUAAUGAGAAUAAGUCCAUGGUGGUAUUUCGCUAUGAUUUCAGUAUCUGGAAUCUUUUCUGUUACCUUUUCUGUAAUAUUUGCCUAUGUAGCUGAUGUAACACAAGAACAUGAAAGAACUACAGCCUAUGGACUGGUAUCAGCCACCUUUGCAGCAAGUUUGGUAACUAGUCCUGCCAUUGGAGCAUACCUGUCAGCCAGCUAUGGAGAUAACCAGGUUGUACUAGUGGCCACACUGGUGGCUGUUGUGGACAUCUGCUUCAUCCUGCUAGCUGUGCCAGAAUCUCUGCCAGAAAAAAUGAGACCUGCUUCAUGGGGAGCUUCUAUAUCAUGGGAACAAGCAGACCCUUUUGCAUCUCUGAAAAAGGUUAGAAAAGAUUCUACGGUUCUGCCAAUCUGCAUUACAGUGUUUCUCUCCUAUCUGCCUGAGGCUGGCCAGUAUUCUAGCUUUUUUCUGUACUUGCGACAGAUUAUAGGUUUUGGAUCUGCUACCAUUGCGGCAUUCAUAGCUGUGGUAGGCAUUCUGUCUAUAAUGGCUCAGACUGUGUUUCUCAGGAUCUUGAUGAGGUCAAUAGGCAACAAAAAUACGGUUCUCCUUGGCCUUGGCUUUCAAAUCCUUCAGCUGGCUUGGUAUGGUUUUGGAUCUCAGCCUUGGAUGAUGUGGGCAGCAGGAGCUGUAGCAGCAAUGUCAAGCAUUACAUUCCCAGCAAUCAGUGCUCUGGUUUCACGAAAUGCAGAGUCAGAUCAACAAGGUGUUGUCCAAGGAAUAAUAACUGGAAUCAGAGGUCUGUGCAAUGGCCUGGGACCAGCACUGUAUGGCUUUAUUUUCUUUCUGUUUCAUGUGGAGCUCAAUGAAUUACCACCUGAUCAGACUUCAGAAAAAAAAGCAAUGCAAGAUCCCAGUGAUGAGAGAGCAAUCAUUCCUGGUCCACCCUUCCUGGUUGGAGCGUUCAUUGUUCUUCUGGCUUUUCUAGUUGCCUUAUUUAUUCCUGAGCACAGCAAGGCCAGCAGUACCAGAAAACACAGCAGCAGCAUCAGCAGCGCUCUGAGUAGCAACCUCGACCGAAGUAGUGAAGAGGAUAUUGAACCAUUGCUUCAAGACAGCAGUGUAUGAAGGCCAACUUCUGAGGAGACUGUGGAACCAGGUCAUGCACUGAACUGCAGCUCUGGAAUCUUGGUGGGAUGUACAGAGUAUCUGGCUUGCGAAAGGAAGGCAGGUGUGUGCUCGGGAAAGUCACAUGCUGUGUGACACUUGAGGUUGAUAUCAUACUUGCAGGAGGGUUUAUUUAGCAGGACAGGUCACAACUAGGUGUGAUGCUACCCAAUACUGGACCUAUGUCAAAUCCCCGUAUUUGGUAGAAACCCAAAUAUACAGACACAGUGGGAUGUUUCUUUAAGUUUGAAUGUUCCGUUCCCAAAGUUGUAUGCAAAAUAAUCAGGUUUAAGGCAGAAUAGUUUCUGCCACAACUUUUAAAGGUAUUUUGCAUUUCUUAUGCCUUUUGUCUGCAUGUAUAUCACGUUUUGUCCUCACAGUGUGAGAGGGACUGAUCUAUAUAGUUCUGGUAUCUGAAAUAGUGGUUGUCAACAAAAACAAUUUGAUUUCCUGAAGAUACAUUCUCAAAUAUUAUUUAGUAAUGAGGACUCCAGUAGUUAACAGACGAAACUGAGGUGAUUUCUGAGGAUGUAUGAUCACACAUGACAGUCAUUACUCAUCAGUGAGGGUCAUAUCGAAGUCUUAAACACACAUUCCAGGUCAGUUCUGAGCAGUUAGAGUAAAUCCAGAUGACUCCUGAGAGCACUGGUCACAUUAGUGUUUUGCUGAUUUAAAAAAAAAAAAAAAAAAAAAAAGACAGGGAAAACAGUGGAUGCCAGAGUAGUUUACAACAAGAAAUAUGUAUAUUUAUUGCAUUUUGUCACUUUAUAUGUCAUUUGAAAUAAUCUUUCAUAUUAAUUCUUUUCACCCCUGCCUUAACUGCUACUUAGUGUUCAGUUAUUCCUAUUUAGCCUUCAUAUCACUGUCUUACCUGCUGAAUUUCAUGGAUAUAUUCAUAUCGAAUUUCCUAUCUAAAUGAUGCUUUAAAGGAGUUACGAAUGGCUACAAAUGAACUAAUUUUUAGAGACAUUUUAUGAAAAAUACACAGAUUUAUAUGUAUUUUGCUGCAGUGUAAAUGGACCAUUAAACCCAACUUUAAUGAAGUACUCCUAUGAAUGUUUUAUAUGUAUGCAAUAUAUGUAGAUAUUUGUAAGGCAUUUUAAUUUUUCCAAAUGGGGUGCUGUGUAAAUCAGGUAUUUAUAAGUGUUAUGGGGGUACUCACAGAUAUACAGUUUUUUAAAAGGAUUGUGUAUUGACUGAACAAAUUUUAAAAAUAUAUAUAUUUUGAAACUUGUUCUACAUUGAGCAGAGAUAACAAACCUUUUGUACUAUGCAGUUUGGUUAAGUUAAUAAGUUUCCUGAUGCAUAAUAAAUCUACAUCUUAAGGUUUCUA